GUCAUGGCGCUGCUGCCGGCGCUGCGUCGCCUGCGCGCGCAGCGCGUCGUCCUGGCCUCGGCCUCCCCGCGCCGGCGCGACAUCCUCACCCAGGCGGGUCUCCGGUUCGAGGUCAUCCCGUCCAAGUUCAAGGAGACGCUGAACAAGGAUGACUUCCCCACGCCGGCCGCCUACGCCGUGGAGACCGCCAGGCAGAAGGCGCUGGAGGUGGCGGAACGGCUCUACCAGAAAGAUCUACAGGUGCCGGACCUGGUGAUUGGAGCGGACACCAUUGUGGUGGUGGACGGUCUGAUUCUGGAGAAGCCCGUGGACAAGCAGGAUGCCUACCGCAUGCUGUCCCUGCUGAGCGGGCGCACCCACGUGGUGGUGACGGGCGUGGCCCUGGUGCGGUGCCGCCCGCCGGGGAAACUGAGGCAGGGGACGGACGGACGCCUGGGGACGGACGUGACGGCCUUCCACGAGGAGACGCGCGUGACCUUCUCGGCGCUGUCGGAGGAGCUGCUGCGGGAGUACGUGGACAGCGGGGAGCCCAUGGACAAGGCCGGAGGGUACGCCCUGCAGGCCCAGGGCGGGAUGCUGGUGCAGGCCGUGCAGGGCGACGCGCUCAACGUCAUCGGCUUCCCGCUCAACCGCUUCUGCCGGGCGCUGGCCUCCGACCCCGACCCCGACGAUGACCCCGACGAUGACCCCGACCCCCCGCGAGGAUCCGGGGUGGCGGUGGAGGGCGCCCAGGCCGCGGAGGACCCGGAUGACGGCGCCCGGCGUGGCGGCGGCGGCCUUUGACCCCUCGGGCUUCGCGCGCGCGCGCGUCACGUGGGAGGUGCGAGCCCCGCCAGGCCACGCCCCCGCGCGCCGUGACUGGCUGUGUGGAAGCCACGCCCCUCCCCGCGCGCCUCCCCCGCCCUGUGCAUCCGGGCCUCUGUGCAUCCGGGUCUCUCUGUCGCAGGCCCCGCGCUGCUGCUGCUGGUGGAGGCCGGGGAGGAAUAAACGCCGGGGCCUCCAAUCCUGAGCCUCCACGUUUGAGCCUCCA
Dipodomys spectabilis (banner-tailed kangaroo rat) is the source of this 1030-nucleotide messenger RNA. RefSeq names its product probable bifunctional dTTP/UTP pyrophosphatase/methyltransferase protein. The record is from RefSeq and is a predicted model, not a curated record. Bases 4 to 783 code for a protein of 259 amino acids. The transcript has 7 exons. Lineage: Eukaryota; Metazoa; Chordata; Mammalia; Rodentia; Heteromyidae. Gene Ontology annotation, molecular function: nucleoside triphosphate diphosphatase activity.